Messenger RNA from Nematocida parisii ERTm1, 2034 nucleotides. Its product is annotated as IRE protein kinase. Gene Ontology annotation, molecular function: RNA endonuclease activity; protein serine/threonine kinase activity. The record is from RefSeq and is a predicted model, not a curated record. The transcript has a single exon. The coding region runs from base 1 to 2034 and encodes 677 amino acids. Lineage: Eukaryota; Fungi; Microsporidia. Gene Ontology annotation, biological process: endoplasmic reticulum unfolded protein response; mRNA processing.
AUGGUGCGAGUACUCGCAGUUUUAUACUUUGUGGCUGUGUGCUUAUGUAAAGUAAGCAUAAGGAAGGAGAAAGAAUCAAAUGAGUUUGUACUAUUUAAGGCUGGUGACCAAAUGAAUUUGUACAAUUUAAACAGGCACCGGGUCAUUGAGACGUUCUCUGCACCACUGCACCAAUUUACGACAGUUCACGACAGAAUUACAAAUAUUCCGAAAGAGAGAAAUUCAGGAGUGAUUGAGAAUUCAAGUAAUGUGAACACUCUGCAACCACUGCCGGGUACAGAAAGUAUCAGAAAUAUUGGGGGUAUACGAAAUAAUGAAAAUGUACAAAUAAGCCGAGUACAGGACCAUGGGAGUAUGAGCAUGCAGCGUAUGUGUGAACUGAGUGGUAUUAAUAUUCCGGGUGUACUGUCUAAUAAGAGUAACAGGCAGAUAAUGAGUGGUGGAAUGGUCUUAUCAAAAGAGAAAAGAAUCGGUGUAGAGUAUAUCAGGUCAAGCAUAGGCGUAAUCGUAUGUGUGUAUAAUGAAGUAGUAACAAAAAUAUUCAGAGAGGGUGGUGUGGUUGAGUAUAUUGACAGGGAAAUUACAACAAUCAUAAACAGAACAACUGUCUGUAGAGAGUCUAUCUAUACCCCUAUUAUAUCCUAUUUGAUGUCAGUGCAUAAUACACCUAUUUACCUAUUAAAGGAAAUAGAUAAUAUGUACUAUUUCUCACAGAUAAUUGUAUCUGACGUAUCUGAGGGUGACAAGGUUAUACUAGACAGAGUAUUUCUGUGUAUGUUAUGGACUGGGCUGAGUAUUGGAGGCAUCUUCCUUUUUAUUCCUGUGAUUAUUCGUAUAUUCGGGUAUAAAGAUAAUUCUAUUAUUAUAAAUAAAAGCUGUACAGAUUCAAGAAUGUUCUUGGGUACACUUUUCGGGAAGAAGAGUGUAUUUAUAAGAACAUUUGAAAAAACCAGUGAGAAGGAAGUAAAGGAGUACCAAAAUCUGAUUUUAUUAAACAGGAUACAGACUACGUGUAUGUACACAGAAGAAACAGAUGAGUAUUAUUACAUGGUAUACCCAAAGGAGAUUCAGAGCUUAUCAGAGCUUAUAAGCACUCCAAGGAGUACGAUUGAUAUGUUAUUUAUGGUAUACGCAUAUGUACAGGAAUUACACGAUAAGGGCAUAGCCGGAGUGAAUUUAUCUGUACAUAAUGUAUUUAUUACGCAGAUGAACACGAUUUUACUGCUGGGUGUAGAGAACAUGGUAAUUACACAUGAAAUAUUGAAGAGGGCAGAAGUACUUGCUAAGAGUGAAGGACCACCAAUUACCACAGAGCAUUUACACUGUAUAGACAGAAAGCAUCUGGAAAUAUGGAUGCGUACGGAUUAUUCAUCAUUAGCAGAAUUAUUCUACAGUACACAUACGAGCACACAUAAUAAUCCAAGAACUACCACAAUUACCACUGGAUUUAGCACUAACAAACCCUUCUCAGAUGCAAUUCCCGAUAUUCUACUAUAUGACUAUAGGAAAUAUCCAAAAUUCAUCAUAGAUGUAAAUACAAAGUACCAGAUAGAACUAUUCGACUGGAUAUCUUCAUUAGUUACCAGUACAGUUAUUCCAUCAAAAGUACCACAUCCACUUUUCUGGACUAACACACAGUCAUUAGAAUUCCUGUCACUUUUCAGUGAUUUCGUAUUUGACCAUCCAAAGCUGAAAGUCUUAGAAACCAGCAGAAUCACUCUCCUCAUGCAAUCAGACCCAUCCAACUGGGAUGUAUACAUAAAUGCAGAUCUUCUUAAUUACUUAACAAGGAAUGGAAAGUACUAUUACAACACAAAAGCACUCAGAGACCUUCUAAGACUCAUUAGAAACAACGGAAGACACUUCCAGUCCAUACCCACCCCAGGCCAGGAGUACUUUAACAGAGAAAUAUCCGUAUUUAUAACGUAUUUUUUUAAAAAAUUCUCAUACAUUAUUUUAUUUAUUUAUUAUACGGCAGAGGAGUACGGGCUACUUAAUGAAAAAAUUUUUGUAGAAGUAUUCCAGCCACAAUGA